Messenger RNA from Carassius carassius (crucian carp), 3087 nucleotides. Its product is annotated as myosin light chain kinase 3-like. The record is from RefSeq and is a predicted model, not a curated record. Gene Ontology annotation, cellular component: cytoplasm; nucleus. Lineage: Eukaryota; Metazoa; Chordata; Actinopteri; Cypriniformes; Cyprinidae. Gene Ontology annotation, biological process: intracellular signal transduction; positive regulation of apoptotic process; protein phosphorylation. The transcript is spliced from 12 exons. Gene Ontology annotation, molecular function: ATP binding; protein serine/threonine kinase activity. The coding region runs from base 164 to 2527 and encodes 787 amino acids.
CACAUACCAACAACAGGGUCUGUCUGAGUUGUCUGUUUUGUGAGAGGCACACAAUACCCGAAACAAGCAUAGAGACCACUGGGGAACAGAAAUAGGUUGUGGAGAGAACGGUGGGGCAUCCUCUUUUUCUACAUUUUCUCAGUGCAUGUGACCGGGGCCAGCCAUGAGUAAACAGGCAACUCUGGCCUCCUGUAUUGCCAAGUUGUAUGAAGGAGGCAGGCUGGAGAACUCUGGAACUCCAUCUGGGACGGUCAAGAAGACGAGUCCAACUCUGAUAGGUAGCCUGAGCAAUGUGGAGGUCAAGUUACAUGCCCUGGAAGGGAAGGUGGAACAGAUCAAACAUACCCAGACAGAGGUCCUUCACAAGCUGAGUUCAUUGUGCCAAGGAAUGGAGGCGCUAGAAAGGAGCCUUAUACAGCACAAGCAGGGUGCUCAAGAGGCAAAUGUGAUUAAAAAUGGUCAGCGAGAGAGCAACAAUCUUCCUUUGCUGACUGAGGUCAGAUCGCUUUGUGGCGAAACUGUGGAUCUGCUUCAUAAUCUCAAGCAAGAGAACCAGCAGCAGAGAGAGAAGAUUGAAUGCAUGGAAAGUUCUUUGUCCACUCUGGAGAAAGUAUUAGGGUAUGUGGGGAAUGCUUUCCGUAACUCAAAGGUAGUGGAGUUCAUCCUCAAUGGUGUGGUGCCUUGGAGGAAACAAGGCCUUCUGAACACCGUGGAGGAAGAGGUCAGUAAGAUCCUGCAAAACACAGCUGAUUUUGAACUCCAGCAGCCAGAGGUCACUGUUCCCACUGGUCCCAGCAGCCUACCUUUUCCUGAAGCCCUUACAGGUGAACACAAACCUCUGACACCUGUUAGUACAGAAGUAAGGUCCAAAGCCUUAAGAAAGGCCAAGGAGGUCACUGUGAAAAGCAGAGCACCUGCACAGGUCCAGACAUUUGCUUCUGAUAUCCAGCUGGAGGAGGAGAAUGACGUGCCAACUAAUGCUGAAUGUGUCACUGUGACAACAACUAAAGUGGAAAAAGAUUUGGCUCUUCCACAAGAGAGGGCUCUUGAACAGGCAGAUGCUUCACAGGUUGGUGAGGAGUCUUCAUUCAAGUCAGUAGUUCCUGAGCAACAAGUGGUGCCAAAGGUUGAGGUUCCUCAAAAACAGGCUGAGGUUUCUCAGGUAGAUGAUGAGGCCUCGUUGAAACGGUCAGUUCCUGGACAGCAGCAACUAGAGAAGGAUGUUCCUCAUAAACCUCUGCUCUGCACCAAAAAGCCCGUCGACGAGGUCAGUUCACAACAUAAAGAGACAGUGGAGAGUGUAACACCUGUGCCGAAACAUGAUGAGGGAAAGACAGAAUCUGAGCCAGCUAACAAGAAAAAUGAAAACAAAACCAUUGGGAAGAUUUUGGAGUCUGACGCAAUCAAGAACUGUGCGGCUACUAGUCCACAAAAAACAGCCAUUGUUGAGGGAGGAAAAGCAAAAUCGUCACCUCUUAGAAAAGCUGAGUCACAGCUAAUGAUCAUUGAUGACAGUCCACCUCUUCCAGCCCCGUUUGAGCACCGCAUUGUCAGCGCCAAGCAGGUUCCCAUGAACGCAUAUUACGCCGUCAAACCCGAUGAGGUGCUUGGCGGAGGCCGUUUUGGACAGGUGCACAAGUGUGCUGAAUUGUCGUCAGGUCUUACGCUGGCUGCUAAGAUUAUAAAAGUCCGGGGAAUGAAAGAGAGAGAUGAAGUGAAGAAUGAGAUUGGAGUAAUGAACCAGUUAAACCAUGCAAAUUUGAUUCAGCUGUAUGAUGCUUUUGAGUCUCGAACAAAUCUCACACUUAUUAUGGAAUAUGUGGAGGGUGGUGAAUUGUUUGAGCGUAUCAUUGAUGAGAAUUACCAGCUGACGGAGCUGGAUGCCAUCGUGUUUACCAGGCAGAUUUGUGAAGGGGUUCAGUACCUUCACCAGCAGUACAUUCUCCAUUUAGAUCUUAAGCCAGAAAAUAUCUUAUGUGUGAACACCACAGGGAAUCAGAUCAAGAUCAUUGACUUUGGACUCGCCAGAAAGUAUAGACCCAGAGAAAAGCUGAAGGUCAACUUUGGAACCCCAGAGUUCCUGGCACCAGAAGUUGUCAACUAUGACUUUGUGUCAUUUCCUACAGACAUGUGGAGCGUUGGUGUCAUCACAUACAUGCUUCUGAGUGGUCUUUCUCCCUUCAUGGGGGACAACGACACAGAAACAAUGAACAACAUUAUGCACGCCAACUGGGACUUUGAUGCAGAGGCAUUUGAGAACGUGUCAGAAGAAGCCAAAGACUUCAUUUCCAGCCUUCUUGUGACCGCCAAAUGCAGCCGAAUGAGUGCAUCAGGGUGCAUGAAGCAUAGUUGGCUAAAUAACCUGGAGGACAAGGCCAAGGUGUACAAAGUUUGGCUAAAGUCUCAGAUGAGGCUUCAGCGUUACCUCGCUGCUCACCGUCAGUGGAAGAAACAUUUCUAUGCGGUUGCUGCAGCAAACAGGUUGAAGAGGUUUCAGCAGAGCAGAUCAGUUAGUACUCCAAAUUAACCUCCAGUGUCAGCAGCUUGAGAGGACAUCACAACUUUACUCCACACACUGAAAAAUGAACUUGUCUGAAGAUUUGAAAUUGCUUUUUAGAAAGUGUUUAAUAUGUUCUUGCUUUGUUUAUAGCCAGUGGAAAAACAUUGUGUUAAAAAGUGUCACAUUUUCUUAAUGUACCUUGUUUGGAACACCAUUGCAUUUAAUUUACACUUCUUUAUCAUGCUUUCACACCAGGAGUGUAUGGCAUGGAUUGCAGGGCAUGCUUUUGAACCACUUGAAAAAGCUUUUUCUUCCUUCUGUGAAGGCGUUUUUCUUGGGCAUAACUGCCUUAUAUUAGUAUUUAAAAGAAGUGGUUUUCAUUCUCAUUGUUCAGUAUUUUGAGUAAAACAUACAGAGCAUGACGAUUUGAUGUAGAAACACUGUAUUUGUUCUAGAUUUCCAGUCUUUCUUUAGCCUGUUGAUUAGAACUGGAAACAAAACCUGAAUAAGAGCCUCAGCUGGCAUGGUGUUUUUAUUUUUUUAAACUUGCAUUUAAAACAUUUCACUGGUUGUUCUGGAAUAUUUGA